Messenger RNA from Emys orbicularis (European pond turtle), 1923 nucleotides. RefSeq names its product zinc finger protein 883-like. NCBI's taxonomy places the organism in Eukaryota, Metazoa, Chordata, Testudines, Emydidae. The record is from RefSeq and is a predicted model, not a curated record. Gene Ontology annotation, molecular function: DNA-binding transcription factor activity; RNA polymerase II cis-regulatory region sequence-specific DNA binding. Gene Ontology annotation, biological process: regulation of transcription by RNA polymerase II. The transcript has 4 exons. The coding region runs from base 1 to 1923 and encodes 640 amino acids.
AUGAGUUCUGGCCAAGGAGAGGCAUCCCGCUCCAAGAGCAACAAAAAGCAGCAUCACUUGCUGGAGCUGCCAGUUUCAGGGUUUCCAGUUUCUAAACCUCAUGUGAUUUCCUGGCUGGAACGAGGGGAGGAACCAUGGGUCCCAGACCUCCAGGACUCUGAGGAAAGAGAGACCCUGAGAGAUGCCCGCACAGCAGAUGAUGGGAUGGUGAAUGAGGAGGAGAAUCCUCAACGAGAUAAUGCUGAGCAAGUAGAAGCACAUGGGACAUUCUCAGAAAGAUCCAAAGGGAAUGUUUCCUGGAGUUGUGCACAGGCAAACGACUGUGAGAGUCAGCACAGACCAGGGGAAAAGUUCAGUAGAGGCUCAGACCUUAUUAGACAUGAGAGAAUCAACACAGGAGAAACACCGUACAUCUGCCUGGAGUGUGGGAAAACCUUCAAACAUAACAAUGUCUUUAUCAUACAUCAGAGAAUCCACACUGGAGAGAGACCAUACACAUGCCCCGAGUGUGGGAAAAGCUUCAGUCGCAGCUCAAACCUUACCAGACAUCACAGAAUCCACACAGGGGAGAAACCCCACACUUGUCAUGAGUGUGGGAAAGGCUUCGGUCGGAGCUCAGAGCUUACGUUACAUAGGAGAAUCCAUACAGGAGAAAGACCCUACACUUGCUGUGAGUGCGGGAAAAGCUUCAUUCGGAGCUCAGAGCUUAAUAAGCACCAGAGAAUCCACACUGGACAGAGACCCUUCAGAUGUACUGAGUGCGGGAAAGGCUUCAAUAAUAGGUCUCAGCUUGUCACACAUCGGCGAAAACACACAGGAGAGAGACCCUACUCAUGCCUUGAGUGUGGGAAAGGCUUCACUUUUAGCUCACAGCUUGUCUCCCAUCAGCGAAUCCACACAGGAGAGAAACCGUACACAUGCCCCAAGUGUGGGAAAAGCUUCAGUCGCAGCUCAAACCUUACCAGACAUCACAGAAUCCACACAGGGGAGAAACCCCACACUUGUCAUGAGUGUGGGAAAGGCUUCUGUCGGAGCUCAGAGCUUACGUUACAUAGGAGAAUCCAUACAGGAGAAAGACCCUACACUUGCUGUGAGUGCGGGAAAAGCUUCAUUCGGAGCUCAGAGCUUAAUAAGCACCAGAGAAUCCACACUGGACAGAGACCCUUCAGAUGUACUGAGUGCGGGAAAGGCUUCAAUAAUAGGUCUCAGCUUGUCACACAUCGGCGAAAACACACAGGAGAGAGACCCUACUCAUGCCUUGAGUGUGGGAAAGGCUUCACUUUUAGCUCACAGCUUGUCUCGCAUCAGCGAAUCCACACAGGAGAGAAACCGUACACAUGUCCUGAGUGUGGGAAAAGCUUCAGUCGUAGCUCAAACCUUAUCAUGCAUCAUAGAAGCCACACAGGAGAGAGACCCUACACAUGUUCUGAGUGCGGGAAAAAUUUCCGUCUGAGAUCAAACCUUAUCGCACAUCAGAGAAUCCACACAGGGGAGACUCCCUAUAGCUGCCCUGAGUGUGGGAAAAGCUUCCGUCGGAACUCAGAGCUCAUCAUACAUCAGAGAAACCACACAGGAGAGACACCCUACAAAUGCUCUGAAUGCGGGAAAAACUUCAAUCAGAGAGCAAACCUUAUCUCACAUCAGAGAAACCACACAGGAGAGAGACCCUACACAUGCUCUGAGUGUGGGAAAAGCUUCAUUCGGAAAGAAAGCCUUAUCAGACAUCAGAGAAACCACACAGGAGAGAGACCCUACACAUGCUCUGAGUGCGGGAAAAGCUUCAUUCGGCGCUCAGAGCUUAAUAAACACCAGAGAAUCCACACUGGAGAGAGACCCUUCAGAUGCCCUCAGUGCGGUAAAGGCUUCACUUCUAGCUCACGGCUUGUCUCGCAUCAAAAAAUCCACACAGGAGAGAAGCCUUAG